AAAGCAAAUAGGUAUACCGUAUCCAUAGUGUCGGAUCGCGCACAGAUUGUACGCCACCGUAUCAUGGGAAACUCGCAAAAGUCUCUGACUCGUCUUUGAAUUUUCGCUGUUGGAUGACGGUUCGAACAAGAAAUAAUAAGAGCAACAACAACAACAAAAAAAUGUUAUCCGGAAAGAUUCCCAGUGUCGACUUUGGCCUUUGGGCAGGCGGUACGUCGCAGGAGCGCAAUCAGAUUGCCCGCGACUUGUCCAAUGCCUGCCGCCAUGUCGGUUUCGUCUAUCUCGUCAACCACGGGAUCGAACAGAACCUCUUGACCGAAGCGUUUGCAUGGUCCAAGAAGCUCUUUGAUCUACCGAUAGAGAAGAAGAUGCUUGUGCCGCACCCCCCUGGCUUUCUCAUCCACAGGGGCUACUCAUGGCCCGGCCUGGAAAAGGUCUCCCAGCAAGAAGACCUAACCAACUCCAGCGACCCGGCAACGGCGACCGCCAACAUCCGCACUGUCCCGGAUGUUAAGGAGAGCUUCGAGAUGGGCAGUGAAGAGUUCGCAGAGCAACCAAACGUGUGGCCGCCCGAAGCCGACGCCCUCUCGGAGCUCUCCGGCUUCCGGACGUUCAUGGUCCGGUUCUACAAAGAAUGCGCCCGUUUGUCCCUCGAGGUGAUCCGCGCCAUGGCCUCAGGGAUCCAGCUGUCGCCGUCCGAGGAGACGCAUCUCGUGGCCUCGCACGCAGGUGCGCUGAAUAACCAGCUGCGCCUGCUGCACUACCCUCCCGUGUCCGGGGCUUCCCUCCGUCGCGGCGAGGUGGCGCGGAUGCCGGCGCAUUCCGACUGGGGUACCAUCACGCUGCUGUUCCAGGACGGGGCCGGUGGGCUCCAGGUCGAGGAUCCGGGGGCGUCGGGCCGCUUUGUUGAUGCACCGCCGGUGGAUGGUGCCGUGGUGGUCAACGUCGGGGAUGCCCUGAUGCGGUGGACGAACGGCUAUUUCAAGUCCACUCUGCAUCGUGUCGGCAUCCCACCAGACUACUCGGAUGCCGCAAAGCCACAAGAAGAGCAGAAUGGCCGACGAGAUUUGACCCCCUCUCGCUACUCUAUCCCCUACUUUGUUAGCCCAAAUCCCGAUGCAGUUGUUGAUUGCUUUGCUUCCUGCGUGACCGACGACAGGCCACUCGGAUAUGAGAGAAUCAUCUAUGAGGACUACAGAAAAAUGCGAGCGAGUACGCAGUACUGAACAAGCAAAACUGUUGACGAGAUAGUUUGUUGUCCAGAGGUUUUGAUGCGCAGCCAUUAUGGCGUAGCAUAUACCACCCGCCCCAGACGGCUUCAAUCGUGGGUAUAGAUGGUGGUCAGACUUGUACUUUUGGUGCUUACUUAUGCGGUCAUAUCGAUUGACCAAGAGACAAACUUGAUGUGGAUUCUUUCAUUGCCCUCUUAUGUGUUAUUCGGACCCAAGAUGCUCAUGAAAGCCGG
This is a messenger RNA of Pyricularia oryzae 70-15, 1465 nucleotides long. RefSeq names its product thymine dioxygenase. Bases 114 to 1226 code for a protein of 370 amino acids. The record is from RefSeq and is a predicted model, not a curated record. The transcript has 3 exons. Lineage: Eukaryota; Fungi; Ascomycota; Sordariomycetes; Magnaporthales; Pyriculariaceae. Gene Ontology annotation, molecular function: dioxygenase activity.